Molecule: messenger RNA, 655 nt
Organism: Anopheles coustani
Lineage: Eukaryota; Metazoa; Arthropoda; Insecta; Diptera; Culicidae
Product: frequenin-1
Exons: 6
Coding region: 92-655 (187 amino acids)
Molecular function (GO): calcium sensitive guanylate cyclase activator activity; calcium ion binding
Source: RefSeq, a predicted model, not a curated record
GCUGCGCGAAACGCGCGUACAGCAAGCCGGGUCCAGCCCAAUCUAAUCCACCGCACGAAACGUCCACUCUGUCAUCGGCGACGCAGCAGCCAUGGGGAAAAAAAACUCCAAACUAAAACAAGACACCAUCGAUCGCCUGACGACAGCCACCUACUUUACAGAGAAAGAAAUCCGGCAAUGGCACAAAGGUUUUCUGAAGGACUGCCCGAACGGGUUGCUAACAGAGCAGGGUUUCAUCAAGAUAUACAAACAAUUCUUCCCCCAGGGUGAUCCCAGCAAAUUUGCCUCGCUUGUGUUCAGAGUGUUCGAUGAGAAUAACGACGGUUCCAUAGAGUUCGAAGAGUUCAUUCGGGCACUGUCGAUUACUUCGCGGGGCAACCUAGACGAGAAGCUGCAUUGGGCUUUCCGGCUAUACGACGUCGACAAUGAUGGUUUCAUAACGCGCGACGAGAUGUACAACAUUGUGGACGCAAUAUACCAGAUGGUGGGUCAGCAGCCACAGACCGAGGACGACAACACGCCGCAGAAGCGGGUAGACAAAAUCUUCGACCAGAUGGACAAGAACCACGACGACCGGCUAACGCUGGAGGAGUUCCGCGAGGGCAGCAAGGCGGACCCGCGGAUUGUGCAGGCGCUCAGUUUAGGCGGCGAUUAA